This is a messenger RNA of Cryphonectria parasitica EP155, 892 nucleotides long. RefSeq lists its product as uncharacterized. NCBI's taxonomy places the organism in Eukaryota, Fungi, Ascomycota, Sordariomycetes, Diaporthales, Cryphonectriaceae. The coding region runs from base 1 to 747 and encodes 248 amino acids. The record is from RefSeq and is a predicted model, not a curated record. The transcript has 3 exons. Gene Ontology annotation, molecular function: O-methyltransferase activity.
AUGGAUCAGCAAAAGAAACGCCACCAUGGCGGUGAGGGGUCCAUUCUGGAGCGCUCCAAAGAGCAACAACAGCAGCUCCGCGAACACAUCCUGUCCCAACCAGCCGGAAAAUACGUCGGUAAGCCAUGGGACCUCAUCCAGGAUAUCGAGGCCUUCGCCACCGAGAAGAGACUCCCCAUGAUCUUCAAAUCCGCCAAGAUCCAGACCUCCAAGGGCGUGCUCGCCGCCCUGGACCCCAAGCCCAAGACCGUGGUCGAGUUCGGCACCUUUGUCGGCACCUCGGCCAUCGCCUGGGCCGCCAUGCUGCAGGAGUUCAACGGGGCGGACGCACAGGACAUCAAGGUGUUCACGUUUGAGUUUGACGAGAGCGUCGCGGCCGUGGCGCGGGAUAUCAUCAAGACCGCCGGGCUGGACAAGAUCAUCGAGGUGCACGUGGGCCCUGGGUCCGAGAGCCUCAAGAAGCUGCACGCCGAGGGCCGCGUCCAGCAGGGCCAGCUGGAUGUGGUCUUCAUCGACCACUGGGAGAAGCACUACCUGCCGGACCUGAAGCUGUGCGAGGAGCUCAAGCUCUUCCAUGCCGGGUCUGUGGCGCUGGCUGAUAACACGGACAUGCCUGGUGCGCCGGAUUAUCUUGCCUACGUCAAGAAGGGCGGGGAUGGGCCGGUCAAGUAUGAGAGCGAGUCUCUGGUGUCCCAGAACGAGCGUGGUCCGUCCAUCGUGGAGGCAAGCAAGAUUGUGGCGGUCUAGAUGGAAGGGGAGGAAGUUGAGAGUCGUGAUAUGCACCACUCGAGGGUGUGGAUUUUCAAACAUAGCACGAGAUACAACGUGGGAGCUGGGUCAGUCUUAUGAAAAACAUUGAAUUAAAAAAACAAAUUGAAAUAUCAGUAUUAUG